UGUGAAUAAAUAUUUCAUCUAUUAUAAGAAGCGUUUUGUAACAAAUGGCAAGCUGGAUUCUUAAACAAUAUCCCCCUCACACCGGGUGGUAUGAGGGAGGAGAGAUGAGGUCUGGGGAUUGGACAGGCAGCAAGCUGAGUCCCACCUCCCCCCAUUACACCAUACCUCGUCUUAUAAAACUCACUCUCCUUUUGCUGCGGACCUAGUCUUACAGCAGAGAGCGAGAUGACAACUUCCAACCUCUUCUGGGAUAUAGUUCUGCUUGGAAGUAUACUAAUGAGCCAGACAGUCUUGUGUGAGAAGCAGAACAAGCCGAGGAGGCUGGACGAGUGUGACGUGACGCCUGUGAUCCAUGUCCUCCAGUACCCAGGCUGCGUCCCAAAGCCAAUACCUUCAUUUGCAUGCCAGGGACGGUGCAGCUCUUACAUACAGGUCUCUGGCUCAAAGAUAUGGCAGAUGGAACGGAGCUGUAUGUGCUGUCAGGAAAGUGGCGAACGAGAGGCGAGCGUAUCUCUAUUUUGCCCCAAGGCAAAGCCGGGCGAGAGGAAAUUCAGAAAAGUCAUGACAAAAGCACCGCUUGAAUGCAUGUGCCGACCUUGCACCGGUAUCGAGGAGAGCGCAAUCGUGCCACAGGAGAUAGCCGGAUUCACAGACGAGGGACCACUCAACAACCACUUCAGGAAACCACAAUAAACAUAACAAUUUUAUUCUAUUGUAAUAUUUUGUUCACA
This is a messenger RNA of Cimex lectularius (bed bug), 731 nucleotides long. RefSeq names its product bursicon (gene Burs). Gene Ontology annotation, molecular function: receptor ligand activity; BMP binding. Gene Ontology annotation, biological process: animal organ morphogenesis. Bases 226 to 693 code for a protein of 155 amino acids. NCBI's taxonomy places the organism in Eukaryota, Metazoa, Arthropoda, Insecta, Hemiptera, Cimicidae. The transcript is spliced from 2 exons. The record is from RefSeq and is a predicted model, not a curated record.